UGGGUUGCGUAGCAACAGCGUGACGCCGCGCCGCCAAACAUGGCAGUCGAGAUUAGCUAGGGAAAAUGCACACAACUCCACGAGCAAAUUUAUUCAUACUCUGUGUUAUUAUAUAUCAUUUGAUUUAGUUCAGGAGAUAGGACCGGGUGUGUUGUUCAAAAGUGAACGCAGGUCUGCUUAAGAUUUUGUAUGCACACCUAAACAUAUUCGCUUAGCAAGUUUGCUAGCCAUUAGGCUAUCUGGCUAGUUCAAUUCAUCUACAGAAAAUACUGUUCCUGGAUUAAUGGUCAUCGAAGUCAGCGUUGUUUGCAGAUCUGGUGAUUCAUUUUAUCGGCUUUAUGGUGGUCAGAGUGAUAGUAAAAUGAUUAUCUAACAAAAGGCUAGUUUCAGGACUGUGUGUUUGGGGACAGUGAAACAUCAUCACCAUGCUCUUGUCACGGAUGAAGCCAGCAGUGGGUGGUGAGGCGUCCAUCGGCUCUAAUGAGAAGAAAAAGAAAAAUAAAUCGAAAAAGAUUCCAAGACUUGAGGAUUAUCUAAACCAAAGAGACUACCUGGGAGCUCUGACUCUAUUAGAGUUCCAGCGUAAUGGCGGAGAGUCCGUGGAGCAUGCAGACCUUUGGAUCGGCUACUGUGCUUUUCAUUUGGGGGACCAUAAGAGAGCAAUGGAGGAGUACAAGGCGCUCACUUUGAGGCCAGAGUGUCCAGAGGAUGUUUGGGUAUAUCUGGGCUGUUCUCUCUUUUUCCUGGGGCUUUAUAAAGAGGCGGAGGAGGCAGCGCUAAAAGGGCCAAAAUCUCAGCUUCAGAAUCGCCUACUCUUUCAUUUAGCUCAUAAGUUCAAUGAUGAAAAGAAGCUGAUGGGUUUCCAUCAGAACCUAGAGGACGUGACAGAGGAUCAACUGAGCUUGGCUUCCAUUCACUACAUGCGCUCUCAUUACCAGGAGGCCAUUGACAUCUACAAACGCAUCUUACUGCAGAACAGAGACUUUCUUGCCCUGAAUGUGUAUGUGGCUCUUUGUUACUAUAAGCUGGAUUAUUAUGACGUGUCUCAGGAGGUGUUGGCCGUGUAUCUGCAGAGUGUUCCUGACUCUACUGUCGCCCUCAACCUCAAAGCCUGCAACCACUUCAGACUCUACAAUGGCAAAGCUGCGGAGACGGAGUUGAAGAACCUGAUAGAUAUCUCAUCCAGCUCGUUUCAGUUUGCUAAAGAGCUCAUUCAGCACAAUCUGGUGGUGUUUCGCGGGGGUGAGGGGGCCUUGCAGGUUUUACCUCCUCUGAUUGAUGUCAUAUCAGAGGCCAGACUCAACCUGGUCAUCUAUUAUCUCAGACAAGAUGACAUUCAGGAGGCCUACAAACUCAUCAAAGACCUUGAGCCCACCACACCCCAGGAAUAUAUUCUGAAGGGGGUGGUAAAUGCUGCUUUGGGACAAGAAAUUGGAUCGAGGGACCAUUUAAAAAUUGCCCAGCAGUUUUUCCAGCUGGUUGGAGGCUCAGCCAGUGAAUGCGACACAAUACCGGGCAGGCAGUGUAUGGCCUCUUGUUUCUUCCUGCUGAAACAGUUUGAAGAUGUGCUAAUAUAUCUCAACUCAGUCAAGAGUUACUUCUACAACGACGACACAUUCAGCUUUAAUUACGCCCAGGCCAAGGCUGCCCUGGGAAACUACAGGGAGGCUGAAGAGGUGUUCCUGGUCAUCCAGAGUGAGAAGAUCAAGAAUGAUUACGUUUACCUGAGCUGGUUGGCACGCUGCUACAUCAUGAAUCAGAAGGCUCGACAGGCCUGGGAGCUUUAUCUGAGGCUGGAAACCUCAUCUGACCCUUUCAGCCUACUGCAGCUCAUCGCAAAUGACUGCUACAAGAUGGGGCAGUUCUACUAUGCAGCUAAAGCGUUUGAUGCUCUAGAGAGACUGGAUCAAAACCCUGAGUACUGGGAGGGGAAGCGUGGAGCAUGUGUUGGGAUCUUCCAGCUCAUACUGGCAGGCCGAGAGUCCAGAGAGACACUGAAGGAGGUUUUGCCAAUGUUGAGAAGCACUGGCAACCCACAAGUUGAGUACAUCAUCCGCAUCAUGAAGAAAUGGGCCAAAGACAACAGAGUGGCUCUCUGAUCGCCUUUACAAAUGAGCCAACGCACACAAGGACUUGGUCUUGGACAUUAAUUCUUUUGUAAAUGUUAUUAAAAAUAUAUUUUUAUGUAUGGUAAUCUUAUGUCUGCUUGUUUGUCUGUCAACAAAAUAUGUGAUAAGCACAACAUUUCAGAUGCAUCUUAGAAGGAAAAAACAUCUUAUGUUCUUACAAGGCUUCAACAACUGCAGCCUCACUAUAACAUUUAUUUAGUGUUUGUUACAUUGUAUCUUUUUUUAUAUUUUCAGUUGUCACAAAGAGAAAACUCUAUAUUUACAAUGUGUCCAUGUCAGUUAUGAUUUCUGUCAGACAGACAACAAUGCAACAAAUAAAGUUUAUAUCUUUUCA
This is a messenger RNA of Ctenopharyngodon idella (grass carp), 2463 nucleotides long. It is a transcript of the gene ift56, whose product is annotated as tetratricopeptide repeat domain 26. The coding region runs from base 426 to 2099 and encodes 557 amino acids. The record is from RefSeq and is a predicted model, not a curated record. Gene Ontology annotation, molecular function: protein binding; intraciliary transport particle B binding. Lineage: Eukaryota; Metazoa; Chordata; Actinopteri; Cypriniformes; Xenocyprididae. The transcript has 17 exons. Gene Ontology annotation, biological process: intraciliary anterograde transport; intraciliary transport involved in cilium assembly. Gene Ontology annotation, cellular component: ciliary basal body; ciliary base; intraciliary transport particle B.